This is a messenger RNA of Venturia canescens, 931 nucleotides long. Its product is annotated as prostaglandin reductase 1-like. The record is from RefSeq and is a predicted model, not a curated record. The transcript is spliced from 3 exons. Gene Ontology annotation, molecular function: 15-oxoprostaglandin 13-reductase [NAD(P)+] activity. NCBI's taxonomy places the organism in Eukaryota, Metazoa, Arthropoda, Insecta, Hymenoptera, Ichneumonidae. The coding region runs from base 112 to 846 and encodes 244 amino acids. Gene Ontology annotation, biological process: prostaglandin metabolic process.
CUCUCUCAAGCCCAUCUCGAACGUAUCAAAGUUUGCUUCGUCCAAUGUCGUGUAGUGUCUGUUCAGAAAACGUACAGCAAAGAUCUUUCUGUUGGACCUACAAAACUAACCAUGGUGCUUGCCAGAAAAUAUGUGCUUACCAAACAUUUCGAGGGUGAACCGAAACGCUCCGAUCUGACGAUCGUUGAUGAAGAAUUACCACCUCUACAACAUGGAGAAUUCCUGGUCGAGGCUCAAUACCUUUCAGUGGAUCCCUACAUGAGGCCCUACGUGGCGCAAUUUCCGACAGGGAUUACAAUGAUCGGCGGACAAGUGGCAAAAAUAAUAGAAUCGAAAAAUUCUGAAUAUCCGGUUGGAAAAAGUAUCGUGGGGUACUUCGGCUGGAGAACACAUACAAUUGUAAAUGUUGAACAAGAAGAUGGGAGCCCUCUUCAACAAAAGCCCUAUAUAAUACCAGAGUUUGGUGAUUUGCCUGCUUCACUUGCUUUGGGAGUACUGGGAAUGCCAGGAAAUACUGCAUAUUUUGGAUUUUUGGAAAUAUGCAAACCGAAACCGGGUGAAACUUUGGUGGUAAGCGGUGCUGCUGGCGCUGUUGGUUCUCAUGUAGGACAAAUCGCUAAAACUUUGGGUCUCAAGGUCAUUGGAAUAGCUGGAUCCGAUGAGAAAUGCGAAUGGUUAAAAAAAGAAUUGGGUUUUGAUGUUGCCAUUAAUUACAAAACUCAAAAUAUUGUCAAAGAACUGAAGACAGCUGCCCCAGACGGUGUCGAUUGUUACUUUGAUAAUGUAAGUGUACAUUUUGGCAUAACAUUAAUUUUAGGUGUGCACAUAACAGUUUUGAAUCGUUAGCCGUUAAAAGAAAUUCGGGUUCUCAAAUGUUACAACUCAAAUCUUACAACUAAAAGUCACGAAUAAAAAAUAAUCAUAAAUUCUA